AUGCAACUUGGUCAAAUCCAGUGUUGGUUGGAUGCCACUGAAGUAAAGAACGACGACGACGACAACGCCACUAAGAAAAAUCAGCCAAACGACCGCGACAAUUGCGACAACAGCGAUCACGCAGUUAAGCGACGACGACUCAACCCAAACACGCCGCCUUCCUCUAGCCCCAAAAAUCCCAACUACAAUCAAAUAGCUUCGCCGCCCAAGCGACCGCUCGAUGGCGAACCACCUCGACGCCAGAACGUGCAGAUGGGCAUCAUGUCAGAUUUGAGCUCUCCCUCUUUCCCCAGCGCCUCGGAGCAGUCCACUUCAUCAUCACGUCGCACCUCAUCGCCCAAGAAGCACCUGCGUAUACUGGCGCACAAUCCGCGGGGUCUUGACGUGCGCGACAUGUACGAUGUCAAAUACAUCAAAGCCCGGCCGCAGAUACUGCGGAUGCUGCUCCUCGACAUUGAGGCCUUCUCUGACGGCCAGGGGAUAGUAGCCAAGGACGCGCAGGACGCGCUUGCAAAGGCUGCGGACACGGAUGAUAUGUUUACGUGGGCUUUGCGAGCAGGUGCUGUAAACCUCUCCGACAACAAGGAGCUGCUUGGCAGGACUCCGCCGCCCAGCGCGGUUCGCAAGGUCAUGAAGGCGGCGUGCCAGUGCAACACGAGGCGGCACCCAGAAGCCAACUGGAAUCUCGAGGUACAUCAGCGUAUCCUCGACAUGGCGUUCCGCCCACAAAAAGAGACGGACUUCGAGAAUCUUAUUGACUUUAUGGGAUGCACCACCGCAUCCAUCAUACGCGAAUACGGCAACUCAACGCCAUUUAACAAGGUUGACUUUUGCAUAUACGUCGAGCCAGAAAACGACCCCUCAAUAUCCCCAGCUUUCCAGAUAGCAGCUUCUUUUGUACGACGCAUCAUGCCACAGGAAGUGCUCGGCUUCACCGACUUUCCCCCCCUGGACGGUCGCUUUAUAACGCUAAGUAUCGCGACCAUGAAGCCGAGCGACCACUUUGACGCGGCGGAGCUACAGUUAGCCAUCUGGGAUAUGGCGCGCUGGGCUUUUCUGCGGCGUCUGGCGGAGCUACGGUCCGGCCCACCAAACGCAACAGGUGCAGAUGCCAACGACAGACCGGAAGUGAAGCUGCCGGAAUUUUUGCCGGGCAUCAUUGUGCAAGGUCAUGAUUGGUACCUUGUCAUUACAACGAUGGAGGGGGACAAGACGGUCCUCUGGGAGCAUGUGGCUAUCGGUUCCACGAGGAAGCCGAGGGGCGUGUACCAAAUUGUCCGCACGUUGCAGUAUCUGGAGAAGUGGGCAAGGGAAGUACACUGGCCGUGGCUGCGGGAAAUGGUGAAAGGAAUAGCAGAGGUUUACACGGGGCUUCCGCCAGAGAUCCGCGACGAAAUCUGGCAACUGUGCCUCCCGCGGCGCGUCCUGGAGAUCGACUAUCCCGUUCUUGGGCCCGCCUGGUCCGAGUAUGCCACGUGGCAGAACGGCCGCCCGCCCGUGCUGACCCGCGUCUGCCGGGAAGCGAGGCGCGUCGCGCAGAGGCACGGAGGGUUCUACCGCCUGCCCGUGACACCGAGCCCGCUCGCAGAGGCCAGGACCAGGUUCUGGCAUCAGCUGAAGCUGGACUCGGUGCACCUGAACCUGCACACGACCUUUUCGCCCUCGCCCGGCAGCGACGGGCUGACACCGCUUUCACGCGCCCUCGGCAACUGCUGGAACAUGGCCGACUCGUUGUCGUUUACGCGCGAGCUUUUUCACUAUUAUGAGGACCCGGAUCUUGAGAACCUGCACAAGGUGGCAGACUAUGCCACGCUGGCGGCACGCACCGGGGAGUCGUUUCGCGUGGUCUUUGUGGGCAUUUCAAUCCACCUCACCACAGCCCAGGUGACGAGCUCCGGCCUCUUUGGUCACCUGGGCGACGAACUCAUCCAGCGCGUCGAUCUUGAUGCUUUUGACGUACUCAAGAAAUACCACCGUCUCUUUUGCCUGUCCCAGACACAGUUCGAGGAUGACCGCGCCCGUUUUGCUCUGCUGUCGCCGUCGUCUCCAUUUCGAAAGUCGCACCGGAAAUGGAUGCGAAGAGCGCAGAGCAUGCUACUGGCCUCGGCCUGCAAUGGCCCGAUUUCAGCGCAAGAGGCGCCCUAUCUGGACACGUUUUGGAUGCGGGCUUGCUGUGCAGAGCCUUGGGACCGCUAUGUUGAGCCACACGACUUUUUGGGCUCACAACUAUACGCAGCCAUAUCAUCAGGAUGUUUUGUCCCCAACUACGAUAACGCGCUCGUAAAGCGCUGGAUAGCCGGGUUUCCUACACUUGUGCCGACUGUCCUGUUCCGGGCCUGCAUAACUGAUGAAUAA
Molecule: messenger RNA, 2355 nt
Organism: Cordyceps militaris CM01
Lineage: Eukaryota; Fungi; Ascomycota; Sordariomycetes; Hypocreales; Cordycipitaceae
Exons: 3
Coding region: 1-2355 (784 amino acids)
Source: RefSeq, a predicted model, not a curated record